This is a messenger RNA of Pelecanus crispus (Dalmatian pelican), 1018 nucleotides long. NCBI's taxonomy places the organism in Eukaryota, Metazoa, Chordata, Aves, Pelecaniformes, Pelecanidae. The record is from RefSeq and is a predicted model, not a curated record.
UCCUAAAACCGCUGCUCUCGGCUUUUUUCAGAUCGACGUGCAGCUGAACAUCAUGUCCUUCCUCUCGCCCCAAGAUUUGUGCCGCUUGGGAAGCACGAGUUGUUACUGGGGGCGGCUGGGCAAGACCCCAAAAGACCCGCUGUUGUGGAGGUAUUUUCUCCUGAGGGAUCUCCCCUUUUGGACGUCUGUUGAUUGGAAAUCGCUCCCAGAUGUGGAGAUUUUUAAUAAAGCCUUUUCGGAAGUCAGCGAUAAUGCGCUGUACGAUUACAUGGCAGUAUACAAAAAAAGCUGUCCUCAGAGUAGAAGAAGUUUGAAAUCAAGCCGUCCCCGGUAUGGGGCUGUGACUUCCUUUUUGCAAUCACUGGUCACUCAGGCAGAACCUCGCUUUGCUAUGUUUGGGCCGGGUUUGGAAGAGCUGGAUGACUCUUUAGUGCAAAAGAUGAUGACAUGCCCAGAAAUUCUGCUAGUAGCUGGCCUACCUCAAAGACAGAUUCAUGGAAUUGGAUCAGGAGUCAGUUUUCAGCUUAAUAACAAUCAAAAAUUCAAUAUUCUGACAUUGUAUUCAACUACCAGCGUGGAAAGGAGGAGAGCAAAGGCAGAGCAAGCUGUUGCUGUGAAUAAGAUGUUCUACCAAGAGAACAGCAUAGUAGGGAAUCAGCAAGCUGUGCACUACAGUGUCAUAGCUCAAGUGAAAAAGGUGUGCGAAGUAGUUGAUGGAUUCAUUUAUGUUGCUAAUGCAGAAGCUCAUAAAAAGCAUGAUCGUCAAGAGGAACUGGCUCAUAUUUUGGCAAUGAUUGAUCCAGCCCUUGGGCCUCCAAACAGACCUCUGCUAGUUUUGUCUUGUGUCUCUCACAUCAGCGUGAAAAGAAUUCCCUGUGUUUACAUGGCACAUCAGUUGCAACUAAACCUGCUACAUCGGCCCUGGAUGGUGCAGGACACUGUAGCUGCAACUUUAGCUGGAUUGCUAAGUGGAAUUGAGUGGCUCCUGGAAGAAGCAAAUUGUAAAAAUGCACAGUAA